Molecule: messenger RNA, 2366 nt
Organism: Polistes canadensis
Lineage: Eukaryota; Metazoa; Arthropoda; Insecta; Hymenoptera; Vespidae
Gene: MFS3
Product: putative inorganic phosphate cotransporter
Exons: 9
Coding region: 785-2317 (510 amino acids)
Biological process (GO): transmembrane transport; monoatomic anion transport
Molecular function (GO): transmembrane transporter activity
Source: RefSeq, a predicted model, not a curated record
UGUAAGGUGGAUGAUUUUUAAUGUUAAACGAUGUUAGGAUUCCUGCGACAUGUACCGAACUAUAUAUAUAUAUAUAUUUUCGUCCUAAAAAUAAAUAUUAUUUAAACGAGGUGAUCUCAAGCAUUCUCUCUUAUUCGAAAGCUUAUGGUUCAGAUUUUAAACGAACGCGCAAACUCGCACGUCGCCACAUUUCUUUCCUUCUCUUUUACUCACAAAUGCCUCGUGACGCUACGUUUCAUUUGUAUAUAUAUAUAUAUAUAUAUGAAUGUACGCAUGGUUUUCUCCCCCCCCCAUUUCUUUGGAAGUAUAUAUGUGUUUGAUUACGUGGGAUGAACCGGCAUUUAUAGCAGAGGGGCCAAUGGCUCGUGAUCAUUUCGGACAAGUGCAUACAGAAAAAGAGGAAAGUUCGUUUAGUUUUCUUACCUCAGUGUAUGUGUUUGUGUGUGUGUGUGCUUUGGUAUCACGCAAUAGUAGUAGUGUUACAACCUAAAGAAGACUUUUCUAUCUUACAAUAAGUGCAUUUGGAUUUCAUCAGCUUUUUUAUAGAAUAAAAUAAAAUAAUACUUUAAUAAAUUCUUAAACUUUGAAUAAUAUGUUUAUUUGUAUUUGAAAUAUCGCAUCCACCCCUUUGAAUACUUCGAGUUAAAUGCACCACCCUGUUGCUACUGCUGUUACUGUGUGGUUGCAGAAUAAAAAUUAAAUAAUUAUUAUUUAAUAUAUAGUAUUAUACAGUUUUUCUUUUUGUUUUGUGAGAAGAGAAAAAUUAAUUCUGAAUCUCUAUAGGAUGGCAGUGGAAAACAAUUCUACAGGCCCAAGAAGGCAUGGGUCCUCCCCACUCUUUCCAAUCCGAUAUUUAAUGGCCAUGCUUGGAUCAAUCGGUUUGGCUAUUAUAUAUGGUUUUAAAGUAAACGUCAGUGUGGCUAUCGUAGCUAUGGUGAACCAUACAGCCAUACGAAAUUUAGCGAUACACGAUGAAUUCAUUCAUGAAAAUGGAAGUUUAACAACAACGGAAGUUUGUCAGGAUGAUGAAAUCUCAAACAUAACGGUAUCUUCUGCCGAGGAUGGUCCUUUUGUAUGGAACGAACCACUCCAAGGUCUUAUUUUAUCCGCAUAUUUUUGGGGCUAUAUGGUAUCUUUGUUACCAGGUGGUAGAAUGUCAGAAUUGUUAUCCGCUAAAUGGGUGAUGAAUGGAUCAGUAUUGUUGAACGUUGUGGCAUCGAUAUUAUCACCUGUUGCAGCUGAGAUACAUUACUCGUUAUUUAUUGUAAUGAGAUUCAUUCAAGGUCUCGGUGGGGGUGUAACGUUUCCGGCUAUGCACGUGAUGAUUGCCAAAUGGGCACCACCGAAUGAACGAAGCGUUCUCGCAUCAAUUGUUUAUGCUGGCACUGCUCUGGGUACCGUGAUAUCCAUUUUAUUAUCAGGAAUAUUGGCUGCAAAUCUUGGUUGGGUAUGGAUCUUCUAUAUAGAAGGUGCAUUAUGUUUAAUUUGGUGUACCGCUUGGUGGCUGAUAAUCCAAGAUUCUCCGGAAGAACAAACGAAAUUUAUAACCGAGGAGGAAAAGAAUUAUAUCAUGGAAUCUUUGGGUCAUACUAAAAAUAUUGCCGGUCACAAAGAAAAAUUAAAAGUACCAUGGGGACAAAUUUUAAGAUCAACACCAUUUUGGGCAAUAUUGAUAGCACACUUUUGUAGCAAUUUUGGUUGGUAUAUGUUGCUCAUUGAAUUACCAACUUAUAUGAGUCAGAUAUUAAAAUUCAAUAUGAGUUCGAAUGCCGGAUUAUCAGCAAUGCCAUUUUUAUGUAUGUGGAUUUUUACUAUGACUCUUAGUAAAGUAUUGGCUAUCAUGCAAGACAAGAAUUUAAUAACAGUGACCUUUUCAAGAAAGAUAGGAACACUAUUCUCAUCAUUCGUUCCAAUGAUUUGUCUGAUAGGAGUAUCUUAUGUCGGAUGUAAUCGUGCUUUAGCAGUAGUACUGAUGACUAUUGGAGUAACAUGUAUAGGUGGAAUGUAUUGCGGUUUCUUAUCUAAUCACAUAGAUAUCGCACCAAACUUUGCCGGUACGUUAGUAGCUGUAACUAAUUGCAUAGCUACUAUACCAGGAUUUAUUGUUCCUAUAUUUGUUGGUAAAUUGACCCAUGGAAACCAAACAAUAGAAGCAUGGCGAAUUAUAUUCUUUGUAACCGUGGCUCUUUAUAUAAUUGAGAUACUCGUUUAUAGUACUUUUGGAUCGGGUGAAGAACAACCAUGGAAUAAAGUGAAUUCAUCGUUAGAGGAAAUUAAUGAUCAAACUUUACCUCUUAGAAAAAAUGUUAAAAAAUAAUUUAUAUAUUAUUAUAAUCGAGCCCGUUGAUUUUGAAAAUUUGUGUCAA